UUGCAGACACUGAGCCUCUUGAUUAGCCUGUCUUAAUGCACACUUAGCAUCAGCCUUUGGAAGUGCAAGGGAGUGUGGCAAGUCCUCGCAUGUGGCAGCAGGAUCAGCAGUGUUAGCCAGCACUUGGGAUUGCUUGUCUGGACUACAGGUAUGGAAACUGGCUUGGCGUGUCAGCUCUGGAUGGGUGAGACUUCUGCAGCCGAGUCACAGGGGAUGUGGGCUGAACGAGGUCCUUCCCCUGGUGCUGUGCUUUGCCCUUCUGCUGAAGUCCAUCAAGCACCAAGAGCUGAAUUUCAGUGGGGCAGUCCAGCUGGGAAAUGUGGUGCUGACUCUUAAGCACUUCUCCUGAAGGCGAAGUGGGUCCUGAGCAGGAUGCAGCAGCCAGCGACUGGUGAUAGGAGCACAGCCAUUCCCUCACCACGUCCAUCUCAGGCCAGCUUUGAUGCUGACUCAUACUAUGCACGCCGCUGCAUCACUGAGGACCCCAACUGGUCCCUUGUCACUGUCCCUCACCUCACUGAGCUCUGCCUCCAGCACAUUGUUCACAAUUUUGAAAAGAACCCUAUUUUGAACUAUCUUCUGCCUGAACACCAAAGGAAGGUACUGGACAGACUCUCCACUGGCCUUCCACUCGCUGUGACUGCCAACCUAGUAAGCGAUGAGGAGUACUGGAAGAGGUGCUGUACUGAGCGGUGGCAACUGUGUGAUGUCUCCAACUAUGGAGACAGCUGGAAACGGAUGUUCUUUGAACGUCACCUGGAGAACAUCCUGAAAUGUUUCAUCCCUAACACCACAGACCCCAACCAGGUCCUAGAGCUCAUCCCGCUCUGCAAAGGCUAUGUGCGGAAACUGGAGAUCGAUCAGUUCCUGCCACCAGUGAAGGUGGAUCAAAAAGAGGAGAGGGAUGACCUCUCUGAUACAGGGAGUGACUUUGAAUCUGGUGAGGUCUCCGUGCAACAUUACGACCUGAAAGAUCUCAUUACUGCUCUCCCUCACCUUGAAGAGCUUCAUCUUACUUAUGGCGUGAAGGACUGUGGCAUGAACUUUGAGUGGAACCUCUUUAACUUCACCAACCAGGACUGCUCCAAUUUGGCUGCUGCCGUGAAGAUGUGCCACAACCUGAAAGUUUUCAAGCUGACACGAAGCAAUGUGGAUGAUGAAAAAACCAAGCUGCUGGCCCGUAGCUUGGUGGAUCACCCCUGCUUGGUGGAGCUGAAUUUGUCCCAUAAUCUCAUCAGGGACAAGGGGGCACAAGCUCUUGGCAAGCUGAUCAGUCGCAGCAGAUUAGAAAUCCUUGAUCUGUGUAACAACCAGAUCCAUCACCUGGGGGCUCAGGCUCUUGCUCAAGCCCUGGCUGAGAAGUCCACCCUGACCUCACUGAAUCUGCGCCUCAACUGCGUGGAGGACAAAGGCGGGGAGGCGAUUGGCCGUGCCCUGUUGACCAACACCACCCUGAAGUCCAUCCAUCUGGGAAGUAAUAACCUGUCAGAGCCAACUGCUACACUUUUCUCCCAGGUCCUGGCUCAGAACACCACCCUGAGGAGCAUCAACUUUUCAUGCAACCACCUGGGGCUGGAUGGUGGGAAGCAGCUGCUUGCAGGGCUGGCAGACAACAAGACUUUGACUGAGCUUGACCUCCGCCGGGCAGAGGUGGACCAGGAGGCUGAGUACUUCAUUCACCAAAUUGUGUGGGCCAAUAGGGAAGCAGUGAGGCUGCAGCACCCCAUCGCCAAGCCCCCCUGAAUAAAAUGCUCCAGCACAAGGAGCUUGGGAGGUACAGUGUUGGAGAUACUUUUCUU
Messenger RNA from Manacus vitellinus (golden-collared manakin), 1799 nucleotides. RefSeq names its product t-complex-associated-testis-expressed 1 (gene TCTE1). NCBI's taxonomy places the organism in Eukaryota, Metazoa, Chordata, Aves, Passeriformes, Pipridae. Gene Ontology annotation, biological process: flagellated sperm motility. Bases 373 to 1743 code for a protein of 456 amino acids. Gene Ontology annotation, cellular component: sperm flagellum. The transcript is spliced from 7 exons. Gene Ontology annotation, molecular function: protein binding. The record is from RefSeq and is a predicted model, not a curated record.